Chlamydomonas reinhardtii is the source of this 3408-nucleotide messenger RNA. RefSeq lists its product as uncharacterized. The coding region runs from base 264 to 2771 and encodes 835 amino acids. Gene Ontology annotation, molecular function: microtubule binding. Lineage: Eukaryota; Viridiplantae; Chlorophyta; Chlorophyceae; Chlamydomonadales; Chlamydomonadaceae. Gene Ontology annotation, biological process: cytoskeleton organization. The record is from RefSeq and is a predicted model, not a curated record. The transcript has 14 exons.
CAUAUAAUACUUGAGGUGCAGUGCGGGCAUGUAGUGGUGGGAGCACGCAAGUAGUAUCGGUCGCCAGGGUUUCGACACGGACACGCUUGGGAUGCAGUAGCGCAACAUUCCGACAAAGGCCAAAGUGGACAUGCGCAGAUAAGCGUGUUGCCUCUAUAUACUUGUAUCACCGAAGGCAUCCAUUUGUCGGCCAAAGUACCUUGACAUCGCGUUGACUCCGCUUUCCUAUGUGCUUCUGAGCUGCGAUCUGGAAGCUCCCGAAAAUGGCCGACGUGGGCACCGCGGAGCCGCAGGAGCCAACGCCUGGUCCUGUGGAGAAUCGACCAACGGCCAUGCCCUCAUCAGAGGUGCUACGGCUUCAAAAUUUGCUGAAGGCAAAGGCAGGGGAGCUGGACGCAGCGGCGAAGGAGAUAGGCGCCCUCAAAGCGCAGGUCGCCACGAAGGACAGGGCACUCAAUCAGAGUGAGCUGGACAUGCGCAUCUUGAAGGAGCGCAACCUGGCGACGGAGGGUGAGGUGACAAACAUGGCGAAGGAGAUUGCUACCCUCAAAGUGGAAAAGCGCAAGACGGAGGCGCAGCUGGCGGGCCUGCUGCGCAAGGGCGACAAGGAGCAGUCGGCCAGCGUGCUGGCGGCGGCGGAGGGCAAAGCCGCGGCCAACGGCAGCGGCACCAGGACGCCGGUCACCGGCGACGCGGCUGUGGACGACGCCGUGAGCGCUGCUGCCUCCGGCCCCGCGGUGACGGCGUCCGGGGGCGCACCCGCCAACCCCCUGCCCAGCAGCUUGCAGAUGGCCAACCUGCAGGCCGACCUGCGCAUGGCUAAGAUGGACGGCGAGAAGGCGGCUGAGAACAUCCGGGCGCUGGAGAGCCUGCUGCGGGCCAAGGACAAGCAUAUCAACGCGCUGCAGAAAAAGGCCGAUGAGGCUGACGCGCUGUCCAAGAAGGUCCUGGAGCUGGACAACAAGCUGCUGGAAGCCGGGAAGCAGCUGGACGAGGCGGCCCGCGUGGCCAAGAAUAACACCGACCAUAUGCGGGCGCAGAACAUGGAAAAGGCACGGCUGUCCGGCGAGCUGGCCAAGACCAAGGAGCUGCUGGAGGCGAGUCAGGAGGCGGCGGCGCGCACCGGGGCGGCGCUGCGGGCGAGCGAGGCGCGCUGCAACGCGCUGGAGACAGAGGUGGGCGUGCUGGUCAGUCAGCUGGCGCGCACCACCGCGGUGGCCAACCGCGUGGCGGUCGCGGAGGUCAAAGCAGGUCCGCGCGACGAGGGCACGGUGCACGUGACUCGGCACCUGGAGGAGGUGCGCUUCAUGGCGGGCGAGAUUGUGCGGCUGCAGGAGCGCAUCGCGGGUCUGGAGAGGGAGCUGGCGGUGUCGCAUGAGCUCAAGGAGCAGUACAAGCAGCGCGUGUCGCUGCAGGGCAGUACGCUGCUGGGCAGCCCCACGUCACCCGCGCCCACACUGCAGCAGUCGCCCUUCCUGGCUGGCCGCCCCAACUCCCGGCCCUCCUCCGCCCAGCGCCGGCCCCUCACAGCCUCGCCCGCAGCAGGGAUCGCCGCCGUCGCCGCCACCACGCCCAUUGCCGGCAGCACCAACUCGCGCCCCAGCUCCCGGCCCUCAUCCGCGCCGCGAAACGCGGUCCGCGCCUCCACCAACAGCAUCCCCACUGCCGGCACCGGCACGCUGGGCAGCAGUUCCCGCCCCUCCUCGGCGCCGCGCAACGCCGUGCGCGCCAGCACCAGCAGCAUCCCCACAUCUGCGGGCGGCGCGGCGACGGCUCCCAGCGGCGUGGCGGCAGCGGCGGCCAGCUCCACACCCGGCGCCUCGGCCAACACACGCACCAGCUUCUCUGGCACCUUCCGGUCCCCUCGGCCGCAGCCCUGGGAGUCAGUCGCCCCCUCACCGACGAAGGUGGGCGCAGCCACAGCGGCGGCGGCCACAGGUGGGCCGGGGGGUGCCGGCGCGGCUUCGCCGGCGCCGGCGGGCGCCGCGCGCCCCAGCACGCCCUCCCGCUCGGGCAUCGCCCGGCCCUCGUCUGCCGCUGCGAACGCCGCGAAGAGCGCCAGCAAGGACGCGGCAGCUGCCCCCGCCGCGGCAGCGGUGAGGCCGAGGCCCAGCAGCAGCACCACCGCCAAGAGCAAGGAGGGCCCUACCAAGGCGGAUGUCGCAAAGGAGGACGCUACUGCCAAGGGGCCUGCGGAGCAGGCGCCAGCGUUGGCUGCAUCCCCGUCCCCGUCCAGUGCUGCUACUGCUGCUGCCGCUGCGGAGGCUUUCGCUGCUACUGCCGCCGCGGCCGCUGCUGACGGCACGGCCAGUGUUACCACCAGCGCCGCCAACACGCCGGCAAAGGCCAAGGCGUCGCCGCGCGGCGUGCCCCCCGUGAAGGCGGCGCCGCCGAAGAGCAAGGUUGCGCAGGUGCAUGCCGAGCUUGCGAAGAAGGCGGACGCGUCAACGGAGACGCCGGGGGGCGUGCUGCGCGGCUCGGGCGGCGGCGCGCCAGCGGCGGCGGUGGCGGCGCUCGCGAGCACCGGCUCCGGUAAGAAGCUGAAGGUGCCGCAGGAGUCGGCAGCGGCAGCUGCGGCGGUGAAGCAUGAGGCGAAGGAGGCGGUGGCGAAGGCGGAGACGGCAAAGGCGACGGAAGGACCGAAGAAGGCGGAGGCGGAGGCCGCAAUGGAGGCGUUCGAGGGCGCGGCGGAGGAAGUGGAGGAGGAGGAGAUGCCUGAGGAAGAGGAGGACACGCCCGCAGAGCCCGUGAAGGUACAAGCGUCGGUCUAAGCGCUAGCCUGCAUUUUGUUACGGUACGGUAAUGACGUGCGGCAGUACCGGUACAUGACUGGAGCCGCCUCGCCGAACCUGUGACCAAAGACGCGCGAAUCAGAGAAGCGCGCGCGACUCCGAGCAGCAGCGUUUUUAGUGUGCAUGCAGACAUGACUUCCGGACUUCCAGGCCUUAGUGUUAGGGGUUUGUGCGUGCGGCAAGCACUUUCGGGCAAUGGUGCCCCGGCGCGGUGCCCCUGCUGUUUGAUGUGUGAGGCAUUUUGCGUGCCGUGCCACACACGCCCACACCCUCCCAAGUGCGAGCGCCCGAUGGAUGCGCGCGCAGAGAGAGUGUUAAUCUUUUAUAAUAUAGCAGCGCAGCAUCUGUAGUGCGCUUUACAAUGGUACGUGCAGGUGGCGGUGCCUUUUGAGCACGAGACUGGACGCGGGAGUAGACAGCUGCAGUAGAUGCCCGCGGCUCCACGGGUGUUGCACAGAGACGGGUGUGCGGCCUCUCGAGUUGAGCGGUAUCAGUCCGUGUUGUAUGUAGAAUACUCACCCUCUUGAACUCGAUAUGUCCAGCUGGGAUAACCGAGUCUGAGCCUUAAAAACGGUCUCUGUUCUGUCUCUGCGAAAUUCUGUAACAACCAUCACCA